Populus trichocarpa (black cottonwood) is the source of this 935-nucleotide messenger RNA. RefSeq lists its product as uncharacterized. Bases 193 to 471 code for a protein of 92 amino acids. The transcript is spliced from 3 exons. Lineage: Eukaryota; Viridiplantae; Streptophyta; Magnoliopsida; Malpighiales; Salicaceae. The record is from RefSeq and is a predicted model, not a curated record.
AAUCAUUGCUGUUGAGUUUAAUUCUCGUAAUUCUUGCAGGUAGCACGAAGGAAGCGCUCGAAGGUGAACUGGAUCUCGGGUCACCAGAGGACCGUCGCAGUAGCUCCGCCAGAGAAGGCAGUUGAGGCGUCGACGGAGUCAGGUUCGUGUUUGUCAAGCACUCCCAGCGCUGCUUGCGCGCGAAACCACCAUAUGAAAAGGAAAGGAUUAAUGAUGAAGCCGGUUCGUGAUGACGAGGAGCCGAAGAGGAUCAGAUCUAGAUCUGGCUCUGGCUCGCGUUACCUUAGCAGCCUAGCCGAAGCAAUAUUGAAGCUGCUGUCUAGCGGUUGUUUCGCUGAAAUGAGAAUUCGUCAAGUGCUUGGAGACAGUCCUAGCACGAGCAAAGCUUUGAGAAUGCUGUUAAGGCAAGAAGAAGUGAAAAGAUCUGGCAGAGGAGGGAGACAUGACCCAUAUAUUUACAAGAUAGCAUGAAAAAUUGUAUAGGGAGCUUGACCUAGUUAUACUAUAUAACUACAGGUCAUCUUCUAGGGUUUAUCCGUCCCACCACCAAGGGAAAUUUUGGUCAGCGAAUAUAUAUGAAAGUGAAAUAGGAAAUAUUGGUACAUGAUUAAUUAGGCUGGUAGCAUAACAUAGAGCAGCAUAAUAGUCUUAUUGCCUUUAGCUGUUGUUUCUGCCCGGAAUUACAUAAAAGAUGUAAAAAAGGGGAACCGAGUGACACCAGUAUUACACCACUAUAUACACAAGGAUGGCGGUGGCGGUGGCGGUGGCAGCGCCUUACCGUAUACAUUAUAGUUAACUGAACAUUUUCCCUAUAUUGAUAUGUGCUAUUGUUUUUCUUGCUGAGCCUAGAGUUGGGCUUCGGCCAUAUACCUCUGUUGAGAAAGCUUUGUUCAUAUACUUGAAAUUAAUAGAUUGAGGAAUAAUUUCAGCUUAAA